Scutellospora calospora is the source of this 225-nucleotide messenger RNA. The record is from the annotation of a GenBank genome assembly. NCBI's taxonomy places the organism in Eukaryota, Fungi, Glomeromycota, Glomeromycetes, Diversisporales, Gigasporaceae.
ACUGAACAAGAAUUGCAACCUAUAGCAUCUAAGAAGGAAAUCUCUACUCCACCAACAAAGAUGGCUAGUGAAAAAAGAAACUCUUCAAACCAAAAUCAUAUUACAAAAAAAAUAGAGGACAACAACUCAAAUCUAGUACAAAAGAUAAACACUUUAUCUCUUGAUUCAAAACCUUUCAAACCAGAAAACAAGGCUCUUCUUCUUAUUAGAUCAUAUCAUAAUUAA